UAUGACAGCAGAGCGAGGGUGGGGAGCGAGGGGUAAAAUUAACUACGAGCGAAGGAGAGGGAGGGAGAGAGAGAAAGAGAGAGAGAGAGAGACUUCACCGCGGGCGAGCAGGCGGUAGCUGUAAGGUCCGCUAGCAGGGUUUUUCUCUGCGUUUGCUGGUUGACUUGGCUCGCGGCCCGACUGGCGUUUUUGUAAUCAAGGCAUGAUCCGGCACUCCGUGCGUUUCCCUGAGCCGCGUCGGCUGUCUGCCGUUUGGAAGGAAUUCACAUUUCCCUGUUGACAUGCACAAAGCUAUUCCAGCAGAGAUGACGAGCGUGAUGAUGAUGAAGAUGCAGAAAGACGCCGAACUGGACAAAAAGAUUGAAGCUUUACGAAAGAAAAAUGAAGCUCUUAUGAAACGCUAUCAGGAAGUAGAGGAGGAUAAGAAGCGGGCAGAGCAGGAAGGCAUGACAUUACCCAGCAGGAAGGGCAAACCUGAUGAUCUCACCAUCACUUUCAACAAAUCUUCCAAUGAGCAGCGUGUUGUUACUAAGAAGUCAGGGCCGAGAGUGACCAACCCCAAAUCUGAUCAGGAGCAGAAUUCAUGUGAUCCUGGAUCCAGAUCCACCCUCUGUGUUGGGAGAGGAAAGAGAAGACAGCUGCUCAUCACAACACCUGGAAAUAUAAAGGGUAAAAAGGUGUUUGGUGAAAGAAAGGACAGAAACCGUCCUGUUAGUCCAGCGAGGGUGAAAGUCUCUACAGAGGAAGAACAGGAGACACCUUCAUCAACAAAGACAAUCAUAGAAAUACAGGGCACGGAGAUCUCACAACCGCCGGACGUCAACGACAUAAAUGACCUAACAUCCAAAGAAGAUCAGAUGGAGUACCUGCGCUGGAAGAAAGAACGAGAGGAGAUCGACAGAGAACGAGUGGCCCGACACAAAAACGCUAAAGGCCAAUGGAGGAGAGCCUGGGAUGUGGAGAAACCUGAUCUGAUGUUUUCUGACAAAUUUCAUGAAGGACCAGACAGAGACACGCAGAACACAGGGAAUAGAAACGGCAAAAGAGGAAAUCUAAGAUCAGAAGAGUCCAAAGCACAAGAGAAGAAGAGGAAAAGUCUUCCAGUGGUGAGCAGUAAAGCGAAGGGUAAAGAGCGUCUGACCGGCCGAGCCAGACGAUGGGAUGCUAAAGAACAGGAGGAACAUUUAAAGGCUUAUCCAGAGAGCAGUCUAAAGGAGUUCCUGGAGGAACUGGAUGCUCUUUGUUCUUCUGAGGAGAAAAACAUCAAUCCAGAGACUAAAAACCAUGAUGAUGUCCUCAACACAACACCAUGUGUGUCUGAAGUGCCAUUAAACUCGGAAAAAGCCAUCGGUGACGUGACCUCUGACAAGGAGAUCGCAGAUAAGAAGGUUUGUUUUUCAGAAGAGCUUCAUGAUGGAGGUCACGAGAUCUCCAACAGUGACACUACAGAAACCAGCUCACUAAAAUCAUCUUCACAGGUUCAGAGCGACUCCGUACAUGAGGAAAGAAAAACCGCACAAAGACAGAAUGAUAAAGAUAAAGAGAAGAUAGCAAACGAGACCCAGACGAGUGUGGUGAUGAAUGAUCCUUCAGUAGAUAAGAACGUGUGUGAGAAGAAACGCUCAGGAUCAUCUCUGAUAACUGAAGGAAAUAAAGAUGAGUCCAGUAAAGCGUUGUGUUCCACCAGCACUUCAGUAAAUGGAGAAGAUGUUUGUGUACUAACAGAAGCGACUGUGGAGGAGAGCUGCUCUUCAAGAGGAACUGAACUGAAUCUGAAGUCUGAUGAGUCUCAAUAACUGCAGCACCAGUUCUGAUACGGCAAAAGAAAAUGCGAAAGUUUUACAGGUGGGAAAUGAUGUUUGCAUCUUAAGCAAAACGGACACUGAAACCAAAACAAAAAAUGUCAUUAGCCUUUCACAGAGUUUCUUUACUGACGGUACAAAGUUACUAAUAUGAGUUGUUAUGACUUUGUAUGUGAAGUAUAUUUUAUUAUUAAGAAUGAAGCAUUGUAUAUUUUCUUGUAAGCAGAAUGUUGACACAUGGAAACGUCGACUGAAAGUGAGAUUGUGAUUGUUCAGAGAGUUCAUCUGUUUUCUCACAGACACUAUAAUGCACUAAAGCUGCCAAACCCAGAGGUCAGACGUUCUUCAGAUCUUUGCUGAUGGUUUGGUGGAGGAUGUUUAGUAUUAGCUAAAGCACUACAAAGCUACUUGAAUGUUUAACUUAGAUAAGAUAGCAGCAAUAUUAUUUACAGUAACUAACCUGAGAAUGAAAGUCUUAUACAGUACGACUCUUCAACAGAUAUACGUCUAUAAAAUCAAACGUAACCCAACAGAGGACUUUUGGAUGCUGUUAAAGACUGAUAUCUAUAUUUAAUAUUCCCACUCAUAUACACACAUUGGUUAUGGGUUUUUUGAAGGUUGUUUGAAAGUUCACAAGACUGUUAGAGUUUGUUAACUAGCACUUUAUCUUUUUUGAAUGUUAUAUAUGAAGCAUUACCAGAAAACUAAAACACUUUGACAGAAUUCAUUGUUUACAAUUCUUACAGUAACAGACAGGGAAAGUUUUCUUGCUCCAGUAUGUUAAGCUCAUAUACAGUAAGUUACUGCUAUUGUUAUUGUUCACUGUACUGUGUUACAGUAAAUGACGAUUAUACUGAUGAUGUUUCAGUAUUUAUGAGUCCAAAUGAGUUGGACGUUUAUUUGAUGUAGGAAGAUGAAAAGGCACAUGAGGAUUGAUUUUAGGUGACCGAGGUUGAAAUUUGGUCUUUUUUGUUACUUUCACUAAGCAUUUUGUGUUUCUUUGUUUUUGAAAUGAAUGUUAAAAAAUACAUAAUAAAACAAAAAAUAUGAAAUCUUU
Molecule: messenger RNA, 2859 nt
Organism: Paramisgurnus dabryanus
Lineage: Eukaryota; Metazoa; Chordata; Actinopteri; Cypriniformes; Cobitidae
Gene: ccdc9b
Product: coiled-coil domain containing 9B
Source: RefSeq, a predicted model, not a curated record